AUGACUAUGACUAUGACAACUUGUCCUGUUGCGCGCGUGCAGGGCGGCGCAGGCGGCGAAGCUGCGGGUGGCGCGGCGCAGGAGAGGCACAACGUGCGCAUCGUGGGGACAGGUAUGUGGACGCAUGUGCUGGAAUCAUUUGACACCGCUCUGUACCGCAUUGUGCUUUACGACCUCACUGGUGCCGUAGGGUAUGCUCCUCUGCCCUCUCUCUCUCGCCCCACCCACCCACCCGCCAUUCCCUCUCCUGGCUUGGUUUCACGUCCCUCAUACUCUUUCGACCCUCUCUCCUCGCCCCUUUCCCUUACUCCCGUUUCUAGUCCCUCUCGCUGCCCACCCCUCUUCACUCCAUCACCCCACAUGGCGAUGGCCCCACCCUCCCCACGUGGAGUCACUUCCAGGGACUACGUGGCAGCAGGGCUGUGCAGCGUCCAGCUCUUCCUCUACUCGCCAGAUCUUCGCACCUGCAGCAGGCACAGGUCGGAUCUGGUAGAUGCAGUGCAGCUGCUGUGUUGUGGGAGGGACAGCAGCGGUGUCCCUCUGGUGGGGGCUGCCAGGAAGGCGCCGUGGAGCGUGGCGCUGUUUGGUGCUCCCAGCGACGGCAGAACCAACAAGCGCCGUGUCGUAGAGACCGAGUUUUUAGUGGAGCGCGAGUUUGAUCUGGCGCUGGAGGUGAUCGACUUCCUGCACCUGCAAGCCGUGCAGAUCUAUGCCAGCGUGGCAGCCUCGCUGGCGGAGAAGCAGCAGCACCGCGUGCUGUUUGAAGGGCUCAUGGACCGGAUCAAGUACAUGCUGCCACCUGCUGACAUGGAUGAGGUUCUCUUCAACGUGGCAUGUCGCAGGCUACGCCUGGCCUUUCAGAUCGCCACGGGGCACUCCCAGCCUCAAGGUGGCCAGGGGGGUGUGCCUGCUACUGCCAGCACCACCAGCAGCAGCAGCACUGGCAGCGGCAGCAGCAGCCAUGGUGGAGGGGGGUUUGGGCCGGUGUACCCUUUUCAGAGUCGAACGAUGAAGUGUGAAACGCACCUAAGGUUCGGGAGCACUGCUGGGAGUGGCUGGCGGCUCGGGGCGUUGUGA
Closterium sp. Naga37s-1 is the source of this 1077-nucleotide messenger RNA. Lineage: Eukaryota; Viridiplantae; Streptophyta; Zygnematophyceae; Desmidiales; Closteriaceae. The record is from the annotation of a GenBank genome assembly.